Rotaria sp. Silwood2 is the source of this 2247-nucleotide messenger RNA. NCBI's taxonomy places the organism in Eukaryota, Metazoa, Rotifera, Eurotatoria, Philodinida, Philodinidae. The record is from the annotation of a GenBank genome assembly.
AUGGCAAAUGGACGUGUAAGAGUCGGAGCAUUACAAAUAUCAAAAGUUCUUUUCAACUUUGUCAAUCAAGAAGUUGUACCCGGCAUAAAUAUAAAUCCUUCUUCAUUUUGGACUGGUGUUCAUCCAAUUAUUUCGGAAUUUGCACCUAUUAAUAGAUCUCUUCUAAAAAAAAGAGAUGAUCUACAAGCUAGAAUCGAUGAAUGGCAUCGUACACGUAAAGGAAAACAUAAUGAUAUUGCUGCUCAUAAAGCAUUUUUAUAUGAAAUUGGUUAUUUAUGUCCACAAAAUACUGCUGAUAAUUUUCAAAUUAAUACAAGUAAUGUAGAUGAUGAAAUUGCUGUUCAAGCCGGUCCACAAUUAGUUGUUCCAUUAAUGAAUGCACGAUUUACGUUGAAUGCAACAAAUGCUCGAUGGGGUUCACUAUAUGAUGCUUUAUAUGGUACAGAUGCUAUUUCGGAAGAUGAUGGUUGUGAAAAAACAGAAAAAUACAAUAAAAAACGAGGUGAUAAAGUAAUUGCAUUUACACGUAAAUUUCUUGAUCAAUAUGUUCCAUUGGCAAAUGGUUUAUCACAUACUAAUGCUAAGAAAUAUAGUGUAGAAGCUGGACAAUUGAAAGUUACUUUACAAGAUAAUACCAUGGUUGGAUUAAAAUCUCCUGCUCAAUUUGUUGGUUAUCAAGGUGAUGCUAAUACGCCUAAAUCUAUUCUUUUUAUACAUCAUGGUCUUCAUAUUGAAAUUCAAAUUGAUCGACCUAAUAGUCGAAAUGAUGCUGCUGGAAUUAAAGAUGUAUUUCUUGAAUCAGCCGUGACAACUAUUGUUGAUUGUGAAGAUUCAAUAGCUGCAGUUGAUGCAGAUGAUAAAGUAGAAUUAUAUCGAAAUUGGCUUGGAUUAAUGAAAGGUAAUUUAGAAGCUGAAUUUCCGAAAGGCCAAACAACAAUAACACGAAAACUUAAUCAAGAUCGUAUUUAUAUGUCAAAAACUGGUACCAAAUUACAAUUGCCUGGUCGAUCUCUUCUUUUUAUUCGUCAUGUUGGCCAUUUAUUAUAUACUGAUGCUAUAUUAGAUAAAGAUAAUCGUGAAAUUCCUGAAGGUAUUCUUGAUGUUGUUAUUACAACAUUAAUUGCUUUACAUGAUCUCAAGGGUACAUCAAUAAAUGGUAUCAAAAAUAGUCGUACUGGUUCAAUUUAUGUUGUUAAACCAAAACAACAUGGCCCAGAAGAAGUUGCUUUUACUUCACGUCUAUUUUCUCGUGUUGAAGAUCUUCUUCAACUACCACGCAAUACACUUAAAAUGGGUAUUAUGGAUGAAGAACGUCGUACAACACUUAAUCUUAGUGCAUGUAUUCGUGAAGCAAAAGAUCGACUUGUUUUCAUUAAUACAGGAUUUCUUGAUAGAACUGGUGAUGAUAUUCAUACAUCAAUGGAAGCUGGUCCUCUUAUACGUAAAGGUCAAAUGAAAGAAGCUAAAUGGUUAGCUGCAUAUGAAAAGAAUAAUGUAGAUGUUGGUUUAAGACAUGGUCUACCAGGAAAAGCUCAAAUUGGUAAAGGAAUGUGGGCUAUGCCUGAUAUGAUGGCAGCAAUGAUACAACAAAAAAUUGUUCAUCCACAAGCUGGAGCAACUUGUGCUUGGGUUCCAUCGCCAACUGCAGCCACUCUACAUGCUUUACAUUAUCAUCAAGUCGAUGUUUUUGCUCGUCAAAAUGAAUUAUCUUCUACAUCGUCUCUAUCGAACGAUUAUCUUGAUGAUUUAUUAACAAUUCCAAUUCUUACUAAGACUCUUUCAUCUGAAGAAAUUCAACGUGAAUUAGAUAAUAAUGCACAAAGUAUACUAGGUUAUGUUGUUCGUUGGAUUGAUCAAGGUAUUGGUUGUUCAAAAGUGCCUGAUAUAAACAAUAUUGGAUUAAUGGAAGAUCGAGCGACAUUACGUAUUUCGAGUCAAUUAAUUGCAAAUUGGUUACGACAUAAAAUUGUUACGAAACAACAAAUUAUACAAACUUUUCAACGAAUGGCUCGAGUUGUUGAUCAACAAAAUGCAGAUAGUUCCGAUUAUCUACCAAUGGCUGCUAAUUUUGAUCAGAAUAUAGCUUUUCAAGCUGCACUCGAACUUGUACUUGAUGGAGCUAUACAACCAAAUGGUUAUACGGAACCUAUUCUACAUCGUCGACGACGCGAAUUCAAAGCUCGGCAACAGCAACAACGAGAAGGAUCGCAACAGAAGCCGGAAUUGCCACUUCGCAGUUCUCUCUAA